Messenger RNA from Microthlaspi erraticum, 438 nucleotides. NCBI's taxonomy places the organism in Eukaryota, Viridiplantae, Streptophyta, Magnoliopsida, Brassicales, Brassicaceae. The record is from the annotation of a GenBank genome assembly.
AUGGCGGCGCUCGCAAGGAUCGGUAGCCGGCACCUGAAAUCCGCCGGCGUAUUGAACUCCUCCGCCUCAUCUUUAUUCACUCAACGCCGUGGCGUUGCCUCCAAACUCUUUGUUGGCGGAUUAUCGUUUUACACUACCGAGCAAGGAUUGUCUGAGGCAUUUUCUCAAUAUGGCCAAGUUGUUGAAGCCCAAGUAGUUAUGGAUAGAGUCUCUGACAGAUCCAAAGGUUUCGGUUUUGUGACAUUUGCUUCUGAUGACGAAGCUAAGAAGGCUUUGAUGGAACUGAACGGACAGCAAUUAAACGGCCGUGUUAUAUUUGUGGACUACGCUAAGGAGAAGCAAAGCAUACGUGGUGGCGGUGGCUUACCGAUAGCUAGAGGACCGCCUUUGCCAGGGGAACUAGUUGCCACCAGAUAUGAAACAUCGAAAAUCGAGUAA